CCUACUGGUUUGACCCAUAGCUUGUGAGAUCCAUGCUUGCUAUCGCGGCUGCCAAAUCCGUUGUCCCUCGACUGGUCACCAGAUUGACACACUGCCGCCUUGUCUCUAAGAUGACAGAACAGACUGCUCUUCACGACGACAUUAAGCCGUUGGCGUGGUUGUUGGGGAGAUGGAGGGGAGACAACGGCGUCGGUAUAUUCCCCACCAUCAAGGACUUCAACUACGGCGAGGAGCUGUAUUUCUAUCACACUGGACAGCACUACAUCCACUUUCAAACACGCUCCUGGGAUGCGGGGACAAAGAAACCUUUGCAUGGAGAAUCAGGUUUUAUUCGACGACAGUCAGACACAAACCGCGUCGCCAUCACUAUUGCAACGAAUAUAGGUUUCAGUGAACUUGAAGAAGGGGAGCUAAAUGGUGAAGAGCUGAAUGUGGAGUCUCGAACUAUAGGUGGCAUGAGCUUCUUCCGGUUGACGCCAGCAACAAAGAUUAAACGUCUCAUUCGACGUGACGGGGACAGCCUGGAGCAGACGUUGUGGAUGGCAACGGAAAAGACGCCCCUGACGCAGCACCUGAACAUCCGUUACUCCAGGAUACAAGAGGAUGCCGCCGAACUGAAGAGCGUGCUGUGACCUAGCUAGAGUCACAGUUCAGAACCACACGCGUCUAUUACAUGCUUAAACACACUGAACCACUGUGAUAGCGUAAAGGCUCUUUUUCGUCUUUUAGAUUGGUUGUAUGGGUUGUAAGAACCAAAGCUGAAUGGAAGUCAUUUAAUUGGAUAUGUAUGUUUAUUCAGAUUGGCUGUGCAUGUAUUUGUACAAAUUAAUUUAAUUAGCAUGCAUAUGAUUUGUGUGUAAUCAAGGUCAUCUCUUUAUGAAAGGCGUUUCAAGCAAAUACAGUUUUCAUUUAACUUCGAAGCAGAUGCUGUAAAUUGAAAAUGUGUUCUUAGAAUUGAGAAACGAAAAGCAUGUCCUGUGACCAGCCCGCAAUCAAAGUCCAGGAUUGUAGACUUGAGACACACCUGGUCUAUUGCAUAUACUGAAGCCCUUUCCAAGAAAAUGGGGGCGGUGGGGUAGCCUAGUGGUUAAAGCGUUCGCUCGUCACGCCGGGUUCGAUUCCCCACUUGGGUACAAUUUGUGAAGCCCAUUUCUGGUGUCCCCCGCCGUUCUAUUGCUGAAAUAUUGCUAAGAACGGCGUACAACCAUACACAGACAGUCAGUCCAACAAAAUGCGUGAUUUCAUUUUGAUUUUGUCGUAUAAAGUAAUAUUGAUUCUGAUUUGGAACUGACAACAAUUAUGUUUUUCGCCAGAUUCUGUUUUCAUGGCAUGGUAAUGUUUAUUUUUAAAUGUGUUUGUUUGUUCGUUGUUAAAUGCCGCACAACAGCAGUUUUCCAGCUGUAUGACGGCAGCAUCUAAUUAAAGGUCUGGACCAGACAAUCCAGUGAUUUACAUCAUCUUCUCAAUGGGGCUACCCGAUCACGUUAAUCGCCUACAACAAGCAUGGGGUGCUGGAGAUCAAUUCUAACCAAGAUCGUCAGGAGUUUUUGUAAGGUCGAUAUGCUCAAAGGACACCAUUAUGGGGUGUGCUGUACAAUGUAUGUGGUCUCGCGUAGAUCAAUGCUCAUUCUGUUGAUCGCUUGAUUGUCUGGUCGAAACUCGAUGAUUUACAUGCCGCCGCCAUAUAGCUGGGAUAUUGCUCAGUGCGGCAUUAAACAAUAAACCAACCAACCAACCAUGGUGGAUUGGAGUUCCAUACCUCGUGCCACCUGCUUAUGUGUGGUAAUGUGGUCCCCUGACGAUGUGUUGUUAAUAAAUCUGUCUGCCUCAUUCUUUGCGUCCUCAACGUUGGAGUUCACCAGAUUCAUUUGCUUGUCAUUGCAUAAUCGGGUCUGCCUUUAGAAGAGAUUUCUUCUGGAUGUGGAAAAGGGUUUGUUACAUUUAUUUGUCGACUAUGUUCACAUCCGACUAAAGCUAAAAAGUUGACUUAUGUUGAGUUUGACAUUAUGGCUGAUUAAAUUCAUGAUUGUUCAAUUUGACAUUAUCGUUGAUUAUAUCCAUGAAUGUUCAAUUUGACGUUAUGGCUGAUUAAAUCCAUGAAUAUUCAGUUUGACGUUAUAGCUGAUUAAAUCCAUGAAUGUUCAAUUUGACAUUAUGGCUCAUUAAAUCCAUGAUUGUUUGAUCAAUUUGACAUUAUGGCUGAUUAAAUCCAUGAAUGUUCAA
Molecule: messenger RNA, 2223 nt
Organism: Haliotis rubra (blacklip abalone)
Lineage: Eukaryota; Metazoa; Mollusca; Gastropoda; Lepetellida; Haliotidae
Product: peroxynitrite isomerase THAP4-like
Exons: 5
Coding region: 33-632 (199 amino acids)
Source: RefSeq, a predicted model, not a curated record